AUGCAAGACAAUUACGAUGUAAAGAAGCCAAACUUUGACUAUCUCUUCAAGGCAGCAUUGAAGAAAAGUAUUGAGAGCGGAGAAGUAUCUCAACCCAAAGGACCUUCUGGUUUAAUCAAACUCUCCAAAGACGCGAAAUCGAAGGAACGCAGCACUCAUGUUACAGAGUCAAAGAGUACAUCAAAGGUCACACCAAAGGCAAAGGAAUCUAAGAUUACAAAAGAUAAGCCUAAAGCCAAUGCUUCCAAAGCAGGUAAAGCAAAGCCUAAAACUGAAGAAGUUAAGAGUAAGUUGUCCGUGAAGAAAGAUUCAGAAAAGAAGAAGGCCAAAGAAAGCACAGCUUCCAAAGAAAAAAAUAAACAGUCCUCCAAGAAAGCCAAUCCGAAUGACAAAAUUCAAAGUACUAAGAAGAAAUCGGCACCUUCUAGAUCUACAGUCAAGGCAGGCCCCACUAAGCCUAAAGCAGCACCAAACAAAGUCCAGAAGAAGCCUUCUACGAAGAGCUCUACCAAAGAAAUGACAGUGCCGCGAACUAAUCCUAAAAAAAUGACCAAGAACAUUCCAGCGGCUGCAAGAACGAAACUUGUCAAAAGCGAAGUUCACAGACCAAUGCGCAGAAGUAUGGCUAUAGCGCAUUAA
Molecule: messenger RNA, 639 nt
Organism: Australozyma saopauloensis
Lineage: Eukaryota; Fungi; Ascomycota; Pichiomycetes; Serinales; Metschnikowiaceae
Exons: 1
Coding region: 1-639 (212 amino acids)
Biological process (GO): nucleosome assembly
Cellular component (GO): nucleosome
Molecular function (GO): DNA binding
Source: RefSeq, a predicted model, not a curated record